AUGAUGAUCGGUGGCGGCGUCGCGACCCCUCCUGGUACUGCCAAGUCGGCUGCUGCGAUCGACAGCGAAAUGGUGCAGGUCGACGGCAUUGGCAGUGGUAGUGUCAGUGGAAGUGCUAGUGGUAGUGGUAGCCCUGCGACGGGCGCGACCACCACGCGUCUGGCGAACAGCAAUAAUAGUAACAAUAAUAAUAACAGCGGCAACAACAACAAUAACGGGGAAAUUAGCAAUAACAACAACAAUGAUGGACAUGGGGUCGCGAAUUGCGCCGGCACAACCACCUCGGGCGCGAGCGACAAAUUUUGUUGUCAGGAUGAAGACGUCCCCGUCAGCACCGGUGUCGCUCGACCUUGGGAACCACCGUCACCGACCUUCUCCCAGACGAGAUCGCAUCUGCUGCAGAUCCAUCCACCGCAUCAUCAUCAGCAUCCGGCGGCGCAUCAUCAUCAGCAGAUGAACGUACCGGUCUCCCUCAUCGAUGGCGUGAACUUGCAAAACUGCACGGCGGGUCCGUUUGCGAGCGGAAAUAAUGGCGGUGCAUCGCGGCAACGUCUAAUCGAAUUGUCGCACGGAUUAGGAGCACUAAGGCAUUAUAAUGAUCUUGCUAAUCACGUGUUGUCCUUAAAUCAGCAGGGCGCAGUCGUCACGAAACUUUUAGGUACACUGCGCCCGCCGGGUCUGAUCGGUGGCAGUAAACCAAAAGUAGCGACACCGGCUGUCGUCGCCAAGAUCGAACAAUAUAAAAGGGAGAACCCGACCAUCUUCGCUUGGGAAAUUCGAGAGAGAUUAAUCUCGGAGGGAGUUUGCAGUAACGCGACCGCACCGUCGGUCAGCAGCAUCAACCGGAUACUGCGGAAUCGCGCGGCGGAACGCGCGGCCGCGGAAUUCGCGCGGGCCGCCGGCUACGGGCUGUACGCGGCCGCCGGGCCGCAUCCGUACUUCAACUCGCACCAGCAUCCGACGACGAGCCAUCACCUGCCGGCGGGUUGGCCGGCACCGGCGGGCGCGGCCGGCCAUCCGUGGAUGCUGCCGCCUCUCGCGACCGGCAUAUCCGGCGCGGCCGCGUCGGCGCUGCUCCUGCCGCCGUCUCUGAGCCCUGGUGCGGCCGCCGCCGCGGCCGUGGCCGCGUCCGCGUCCGCCGCGGGCACCUCCGAGCACGCGCUUCACGCCGCCGACGUGAUCGCUCGAGGAUACCUGCAAGACGGUGACGGGGAUGACGGAAGUUUAGACGGUUCGGAGCAGCCUAAAUUCCGACGCAACCGCACAACUUUCAGUCCGGAGCAGCUUGAAGAGCUCGAAAAGGAGUUCGAGAGAUCGCAUUAUCCUUGCGUGUCCACGCGCGAGCGUCUUGCCUCGAAAACGUCACUUUCGGAAGCGCGCGUUCAGGUUUGGUUUUCCAACAGACGGGCAAAGUGGCGUCGUCACCAGCGCAUGAACCUCUUAAAGCGCUCGCCACCGCCUCCACCGCCACCGCCGCAGCCGCAGCCGCAGCAGCAACCGCACUCCGCUACGUCCGCUAUGGAAAUCGGCCAGCGUACAUCCGGUUGCUCCAUCGCCGGCAUGGGCGGCGAAAGUAGCGCAUUCCGCGCGGUCGUCGCCAAUUCCGCGACUAGGGACGCAAAUCUCGACAGAUCCGAGAGGAUCGAUAGGCUGGAAUCGAUAGCGAAGCAACCGGAGAGGAAACCCAGCGCCUUCCGCAUGAUCAGUCAGCUAGUGGGCGACGAUUCGUCCGGACUCUCGAGACCAGCCAGUCCUGUAUACGAACGACAUGGAUCCGGAUUUGGUCCGAGACCGGGAUCGGCGCACAGGAUACGCUACGAUCAGAAUGAGGACGAGGACGAGGAGAUCGACGUACAGGAUUCCGAUCAGGAUGCACCGUCGUCGCCGCCGGUCGCAUGGAGGGAUCACUGGACUGACCAACAACCGUUGGAAUUGACGAAGCACGAUCGUUAAAUGAGAUGUGAUACAUCAGUUCGGUCUCGAUCGACAUGGCCAUCAAAUCUGAAGUGACAUUUUUCAACGAGAUCGGAAUAUCUAUCGUACGGUUGCAUGUUGCUAUUUAUUUAUGUAUCUCAAUCGGAUAAAUCGCGCAAAUAUGUAAUUUUAUCAGUGCUCGAAGUGAUCGAUAAGUGCAAAGGUGAAAAAAAUAUUCUUUCGCUCUAUGGUGCUCGGAUUAUACUAAGAUUAGCUAAUCGUGAGAUGUGUGUUUGUCGAUCCGAAACAUCGAUAGUAUACGCGUGGUAGAUCGAUAACGUGCUGCAUCGGCAAUGAACUGAAUCAUGGCGAUUAUCGUCGUGUAAUAUCAGAUGCAACAACGUAUACUUAUUAUAUUCUCUCAUCCUUCUUUAGCCCGAUAACGGGCUCGGCUCUUCUCUAUCAGUUGAAAUCUUUAACACCUAUGGAACUACUUAUUACAAACACGGACGAUUUCUUACAAUUACAAUUGCGAAUAUAUAAUUACUGCGAUCUGUAUAAUAUCAAAAGGCAACAUUAUCAGUGUCACUGUAAUUAUUAUUGUAGAUUACGUAGGCAAACCAUGCAUAUCGCGUGGCAAAAGCAAACGCUAUUAAUUCGCUCAAACCUGCCUGUGGAGCCGCUCGUGUGAAUCGAGAAUAAAAUGGUAUUACGAGCAAAGAGUGAGAUCGUUCGAGCUCAUUCGAAACUAGUCCUAGCGAAUCAUUAUGAAUUAAAGGUGUGCGUUAUCUAAAUAUUUGAAAUAGACGUAAGUGAAAACACAGAUAAUCCUGUAUGAAAUAUCUGUUAAAGUAACGUUUAUUUAAAUGAAUCCUUUAUUUUGUAAAUAUUUACAUACAUAUAUCUGGCGUCACACAAAUAAUUUUCCUUUGCAAAAACUCUUACAAAAAUUUCCUUUCCAACUAUUCCCUAAAACAAUGUUCGGCUACCCAUCGAAUAUAUUCGCACAAUA
This is a messenger RNA of Formica exsecta, 2926 nucleotides long. It is a transcript of the gene Eyg, whose product is annotated as paired box protein Pax-6-like. Lineage: Eukaryota; Metazoa; Arthropoda; Insecta; Hymenoptera; Formicidae. The transcript is spliced from 6 exons. Gene Ontology annotation, biological process: regulation of transcription by RNA polymerase II; anatomical structure development. The record is from RefSeq and is a predicted model, not a curated record. Gene Ontology annotation, molecular function: RNA polymerase II cis-regulatory region sequence-specific DNA binding; DNA-binding transcription factor activity, RNA polymerase II-specific. Bases 1 to 1953 code for a protein of 650 amino acids.